AUGCUGCGUUGCACGCUCUGUCGUCAUGCGUUGCCGAAGAUUGAGCGGCGCAAACGGAAGGGACAACAUGCUCGGCCGGGACUUCCAGAUCUUCCAAAGAGUGCUGGCGGCUACUUCUUCCUGCAGAUGCGUCCCUACCUCCCCAUAGCGUGGCAGUAUGGAUGGCGUUGGAGAAUGCUCCAGGGCCUGUGGCUUGGCACGGCCCUUUCUUUUGCGGGUUAUUUGUUGUACGUCAUGUACUUCCGGGACUCGGAUGAGGUCAUUGCGGCCAAGGCGGCCAAGUAUACAUAUGUGCGAAACGAACGGGGAGAGGUGAUUGACAUCGGCUACAAACCGCUCAUUGAUGCAAGUCGUCGUGCACAACGACGAGCCCAGCGUUUGUUGGCUGAUGAUGACGAUGGGGAUUGA
Molecule: messenger RNA, 408 nt
Organism: Trypanosoma cruzi
Lineage: Eukaryota; Euglenozoa; Kinetoplastea; Trypanosomatida; Trypanosomatidae
Exons: 1
Coding region: 1-408 (135 amino acids)
Source: RefSeq, a predicted model, not a curated record